Messenger RNA from Cyprinus carpio (common carp), 2622 nucleotides. RefSeq names its product sialin-like. Gene Ontology annotation, biological process: monoatomic anion transport; transmembrane transport. Gene Ontology annotation, molecular function: transmembrane transporter activity. Lineage: Eukaryota; Metazoa; Chordata; Actinopteri; Cypriniformes; Cyprinidae. The record is from RefSeq and is a predicted model, not a curated record.
CUACGUCAAACGAAACCGGUGGCUUUCCUGAAAUGCAACAUCAGAGAAACAUUAAAACAUGUAGCACUUAUAGAAGUAAUGAACGGUUUGUAUGGCUAUGGAGGGGUCGAAAACGAAUCAUCUUUUUUUCUCAAGCAUCCAGCGACUGAAUCGUACAUGGGUUUAGGAAGCAUGUUAAUGGAUUCAGAUGAGACAAAGAAUGUCCUCUGUAUCACUGAUGCUCCUCCUGACUUAAAGAGUAAGGUGCUACAAGAGGUUUGGGCUUCCCAGUAGAUGCUGCCAACCCCUGAGUGAGAUUUGUGGAUGUCAUACUUAAACUAACUCAAGUACAGUCUUUGCAAUAAUGGCACUCCUUCACGGUUACUCCAUUAACUCGACCGCGGAUGACCAGGACAGUGACACUGCACCAUUUCUAAAGAAGGAAGUGGAAAAAAUCACAGUGCCUCCCAAAUGCUGCUCUGUACGAUGCAAUCUGGCUGCUAUGAUGUUCUUUGGCUUUGCUGUGGUCUAUGGUCUACGUGUAAAUCUCAGUGUUGCCAUGGUUGCUAUGGUUAAUGAAACCAAUGACCAGUCAUCAUCCAAUAGCAAUAUAUCAAACGAGUGUCCAGUACCCACCCAUACACUUGACAGCAACAGCCAAAGUUUAGAACAGCCAGAUGGGAUUCCAAGAUACCCAUGGAAUCCCAAGAUGCAGGGAAUGCUGCUCAGUGCUUUCUUUUUUGGAUACCUGUUUACUCAGAUCCCGGGAGGCUACCUAUCAGGUCGCUUUGGAGGAAGCCUGUUCCUUGGAGGUGGUGUGCUUGGAACAGCCGUCCUCACUCUCCUCACUCCACUGUCAGCACAACUUGGAGCCAAGUGGCUGUUUGCCUUGCGUGCACUUGAGGGAUUUGGGGAGGGUGUGACUUUUCCUGCCAUGAUGGCGAUGUGGGCCCGCUGGGCUCCUCCAUUGGAAAGGGCUCGUCUGAUGACGUUCUCAGGUGCAGGAUCUAGCUUUGGUGCCUUUGUGGCUCUUCCUCUCACUGGCUUCAUCUGCCAUAGUCUGGGGUGGCCAGCGGUCUUCUACUCCUGCGGUGGUGUCGGGUGCCUCUGGGCAGUGUUUUGGUUUAUCUUGGUGUCAGAUGAACCCCGAACUCACCCAAGAAUUAGUGACAGAGAGAAAUAUUACAUAAUUAACUCAAUAGGUGCACAGGGGACGCCACAUGGUUGGUCAGUGCCUGUAUUAUCUAUGCUGUUCUCUGUGCCUCUUUGGGCCAUAAUCAUCCCACAGAUGUGCUCUAACUGGUCUUAUUACACGCUCCUCACCUCACUUCCUACCUACAUGGACACUGUGCUCCACUUUGAUUUGCGACAGAAUUCGUUCCUCUCCGCUCUGCCGUAUCUGGCUGACUGGCUGUUCUCAGUGGGCUCAGGUGUGCUUGCAGACAACCUCCUGGAGAGGGAGCUCCUGAGUGUCACAGCUGUCCGAAAACUCUUUACUUUUAUCGGUCUGUUUCUACCUGCUGUUUUCCUGCUUGCUGUAGGCUUCACGGGUUGUAGCGCUGUGCUGGCUGUGACAUUUCUCACUUUGUCCAGUGCAUUUGGGGGAUUCAGUGCUGGUGGUGUCUUCAUUAACCAGAUUGACAUUGCUCCACGGUACGUGGGUACACUUCAUGGAAUCACAAACACUUUUGGGACCAUCCCUGGUGUUAUUGCACCAAUUGUAGUGGGUUACUUGACCAAAGAUCACUCAGUUACAGGAUGGAGACACGUGUUCUGGUUGUCUGCAGGGGUGAGUGCCUUUGGAGCCAUCUUUUACGUGAUCUUUGGCACUGGAAAGAUUCAGAGCUGGGCAAGGACAGAUGAAGAAUCUGACACCGAUACACACAAUUAAACACUCCAGUUGACCAAUUCGGAGGGAUAUGAAGAAUGCCUUUGAGUUUUAUCCUAUACUCAAUACAUGCUACCAGCCAGAAGUUUGGACAAACUUAAUACUUUUUCAUGAUUAAAAAAAUAAAACAAGUGUUAUAAGUGUUAUAAAGACCAACAUAAAAUAUACCUACUUUAUAACUUUUUUUUUUAAUAAAUGGACCAGAUUUUAUGGUAACUACAUAAUCCCCAUAUGUUAUUUUAUAGUUAUGAUUACUUUUAUAAAAAAAAGGGAUAGCAUGUCCAAACUUUUGACUCUGAUAGUAUUAAUAAUACUUCACUCAGGGUUUUAAAAGGGCCUUAAAAUGUGUAGUUUAUUAGUCUGGCAAUAUUUAUUCAUUGCCGAACAAUUCAGAAUUAAUCAUAAUACAGUGGAAUGGAGAAUUCAGAGUAAUUCCAUGUCUUAAUUUCAUUCAGUCUUAAUCUCAUUCAAUUAAAAAAAAUAUACUCUACACAAGUGUAAUGUUUACUACAAUGGUGAAACAGAACAGAUUUAGAGGUUUUUUAGAGGUUUAUCUAAAUUUAAUUACAUUUGAAAAUACUUGUUAAUAAGCACUUUAAUGCAUUAAUAAAGAAAAUAUCUUACUUCUUGGUACCAGUGCUGUUCAGGUCAUUUUAAACUUGCUAAUGAAGUAACUUCCAUUAAAGGGAUACUCCAUCCCAAAAUAAAAUUUUUGUCAUUAUUCACGUUAUAAGCUUCGUGUGUCUUCGGAACAC